This is a messenger RNA of Pieris brassicae (large cabbage white), 4332 nucleotides long. RefSeq names its product ankyrin repeat domain-containing protein 13D. The coding region runs from base 332 to 2149 and encodes 605 amino acids. The transcript has 7 exons. Gene Ontology annotation, molecular function: protein binding. The record is from RefSeq and is a predicted model, not a curated record. Gene Ontology annotation, cellular component: cytoplasm. NCBI's taxonomy places the organism in Eukaryota, Metazoa, Arthropoda, Insecta, Lepidoptera, Pieridae.
CGGACGUACGUCAGUCGGACCAAUAUUUAAUAAAAUUUAUGAAAAUAAUGUCUACACUAAUAUAAAGCGUAUUGGAUAUUGUUAUUUCUGAUAUAUUGAUAUCAAGCUAUCUAAUAAUUAAACGACAAUAACAGGUGUUAAGGUGUGACGGAAAAUCAUUCAUUCACCAUCAGUAUAUGAAACAGUCGGUGCCCCAUCUAUUUAAAUUAGUUAUAUUGCCUUAAUUGUUUUUCAAACUAUUUCCAACAUGACUUCUAGAGUGGAUUAACGACAAACUCAUGUAACUAGUGUAGGUUUCAAAUAGUUUUCUUAGGGUUAGCAGGCGGUAAAGAUGCCGAUGAGCGCAGAUGAGGUUUCGGAAACGUUCCCUGUACAUUGGCUUGUGUGGAACAAUAAUUAUGAAGAGCUACGUGUUGCUUUAAACAAUAAAAAGUGGAGCUCUGAGGAACUAGAGUCUCGGGACCCACGUGGACGAACACCGCUUCUAUUGGCUGUGACAUUGGGACAUCAUGAAUGUGUGUGUGCACUACUUGCUGCUGGUGCAAAUGUGUGUUGUGAGCGAGAUGGAUGGACAGCAGUACAAGAAGCAACUGCAAGAGGACAUUGUGGAUUAUUAGCAGCAGUCCUUGCCAGGAGAGACCAUGCUAGACAUGCUGCUCGUGUUGCUGCAUUACCAGCACUGCUGCGACGACUCAGCCUGGCACCAGACUUCUAUGUUGAGAUGAAGUGGGAAUUUACUUCAUGGAUUCCACUGGUCUCCCGAAUUUGUCCAUUUGACACAUAUCGUGUUUACAAACGCGGGGCCAACGUGCGAGUCGACACAACUCUACUCGGUUUCCAUGACAACCGGUGGGAGCGCGGCGAUCGGACUUAUAUCUUCUCAGGACAGGGUGACUCAGCAAAACUACUAGAGCUGGACCACAUAGCUGGAACCGUAUGGACUGAAAGGGUCGAAGGAAGUGUCUCUGCCGAUGACUGGCCACUCCCACAAGCUUCCCAUCUGAAUCAUCGUCUCCGCACACCUGUCCACAUUAACUACCUCGAUACAGAUAAGAUCUGCUUUGAACGCAGCAAAAGUGGGAUUUGGGGGUGGCGUCAGGACAAAAUGGAAAAUGUCAACGGGUAUGAGUGCAAGGUAUUUGGUGCGAAUAAUGUGGAGAUUGUCUCGAAGACACGGUGGGAACACGUGCCCCGUUCUGAGAGGAGGGCUGUGCGUGCGCCGCCGUUAGCAGGGCUCCUUGCCGCCGCCGAUGAUGAGGGCGCGCCGCCGCCGCCGCCACCAGAUAGAGAAGAUGUGGCAGAUAUGCCCGACUUAAAUCCAUCUUGGGAGCAAUACUUCGAUGAGAGUGUGGAGGAAUGUGAAAUUGGUCGUCCGCGAGAAAUUACUUCAAAAGUGCAGAAGUUCCGCGCUACGUUAUGGCUUUGUGAAGACUACCCCUUAGAGUUGCAGGAACAAAUAAUGCCAAUCCUUGACCUCAUGGCAUCUAUAUCUUCUCCGCACUUCGUGAAGCUAAAAGACUUCAUACAGUUACAACUUCCAUCUGGCUUCCCGGUUAAAAUUGAAAUUCCACUCUUCCACGUGAUCAAUGCAAGAAUUAGUUUUGGGAACAUAUUUGCACGCGACACGAGCGUGCGACACGUUGAAUGCGUGCCCGAAGGUGAUAGGUUGACGUGUCUCAUAGAUGACACUUGCUUCGCCAUAGGAAGGGGCUACCGGGAAGCUGGGCCGGUAUCAGAGGACAGGAUCGCCAGCAUCGCUGAUGAUGACGAGGAAUUGCUGCAUUACGCUAUACAGCAAAGUCUUAUGGAAGCAGGAACCCAAAGAGACCAGGUAGAUGUGUGGGAAGCUCUCCGAGGAGCUCGGCCUGUCACUCCCACUCCACCUGCGCCCGUUUCCACCGUCACUAUUGAUGAAGAACUAGAGCAGACUAUGCUGCAAAGAGCUAUUGCGGAGUCAUUGCGGAUCUCAGCGGGGGCAGUUGAGGAGCAAAAAGAGGAGAGUCUGGAAGUGGAAACUGUGGACGGGGAAGACGAGCUUAAAGCGGCUUUAGCGCUGUCAGCAGCGGAACAUGAAGCGAGACGAGCUCAAAUAAGGGACGAACAGAAGGCUUUAGACGAAGUGUUACGAUUAUCGAUGAACGAUAAAUAGCGCCGGAAGUUCAAGCUGUCGCGGCGAUAAGGAACAUCUUCUGCCGCUAUGAAUCAUAUGGUCAGUAUUCAUAAUUAUCUCAUUUUGACUCUUUGACUUAAAUGUUUGACAAUUAUUUUUUAUGAGAUUUUGACAGACGUGAUUUUACGUGAAGCGGUUUUUUUUUAUUUUGAUCAUAAUAAAGUCAUAGUGGUCCUAAUUAGAAACUUAGUCGAAUCUUUGAUCUAUCAAUGACUGAGAGAGUACAUAUUUCUGUAUUUGUGUGUGUACUUACGUAGACGCGUUAGAAGUUAUACUUCUUUGGCGUAACAAGAUCUUUCAAAUUUUUUAUCUUUAGCCUUAUUCAACGUUUGUAGAAAAAACGAAAAAACUAACAAUAGAAAAAAAUAUACUCUCAUCAUUGCUCCCUAACGCGCCUAAAGAAGUAUACCUUCAAAAAACUAAAAUGUUGACUAUAGCUAACUUCAGGGUGUCGCUUUUUUGCGAUGGUGUGCGCACGCAUCGUAAAAAAAUUGUAAUCAUUUCUCCCCAACGCGCCAAAAGAAGUAUAACUGCAAAAAGAAACUUCAUUCAGUCACUUCUAUCUCACUAGGCUUCCUUCCGUCAGUCACUUCCAUCUGUCUAGGUUUCCGUCAUACCGUUACGUAGCAAGAGCUGCUAAAUACUGUCUCAAUAUUUCGUACUAUACUAGCCUAGUCUGUCCAACAACCUGUGAUGGCAACACUGAUGAAAUGAUUCCCGCUAACGUAUGGAUCCAAACAAGUCCAGGGUUGUUAUUCUAUAACUCAGUUCAGCUCAGUCUUGAAGCGCUACUCAAAAUUCAAAACAAAAUCCCAAUCGCUUUUAAAUCGCUAGAUUUGCCAUUAGAGACUAAUUUAGUUUUCAAAAUUCCGCUAGAUCUGUUGCAAAGUUGUGAAAGUGAUAAGCUUCCUUCAUGCUAAAAAUUUAAAAAAAAAACAAGUUUCGACCAUGAACCCUUACCGACUUAAUCUAGAUUUCGGAGGCAUUAACAAAUACGUAUGAAUCUAUAAACCAUAUUUUAGAAAAUAUAUCUAUAUAACUUGGUAGUUCACAAUAAUUUUGUAGAUUUUUCGUAUCCAACAAAUUAUGAACAAAAUCUGCAAAGAAUUCCGCUUCACGUAAAUGUCCAACGGAACAGGGACGUGUAUCGCAUUUUAUUUUAAGUAGUUAUAAGUAAUUUAUUAAAAUUCUAAGUAUAUUUUGGUGCGAUUUUGGUGUGCUAGGCCUGAUGACAUUAUAGUGUUAAUAUCGAAUAGUUAAUAACACUAUUGCUACGCGGUGACAUUAUUUGUUCAACUGGCACUAAAAAUGCAAUUCAAACAUAUAAUCGACUGAUUCCAUUUUGUUUUUGAUCUCGUAUAUGACCCGUUUAUACGAACUUUUUUUACAUUUUCUCGAUUAUCCUUAAUUACAUUUAAAAAUCAUUGCAAUUUUUUUGGAGUUUCGGUUGUUUGCUAUAUUGUAUUCUACGUUACGUACGUUUGUUAUGUUCAGUGUCAAUCAGAGAAAAUCGGGAGUGUAACAGCGCCAUCUAUUGUCUAUGAAUGGCAUUAAUUUUUAUAUGUCAUCAGUGUAAUUUUGUACUUCUUCGUGUUGUAUAACUUCGGUGCUGUUUUGAUUGAUGAUAUUUUCAGUGAGAUAUGGAAGAAAAUAAUUUUUGCUUAUGACUUUUAUAAAACAUUUUACAACAAAAGUCGUUAUUUGAAAAGGAUUUCGCACUUUUCUUCCAUUUCCCACACCUUUAGUUUUAAUUAUGACUGUACAUCGUGAGAGUUUUAUGUUUACGAUGACGCACGCAUUACGUAUACGUGUUCGUAUACGUUGAGCGAGCUCUUUAUUUCUUUCCUACUUUAUCAGAAAUAAGCAUUUAAUUAUAAAUGAAUUGAAUUUUCCUACUGUUAUAACGAUGAAGACAAGGCAGGGUAAAACACCCUGAAACUAUUUUGUUUGACCAAACACAAUAUUGAUCUGUAUCAAUUGUUAGUGGUUUCUACGAUAACUGUGUGCGUAUACUUGUUGUAAAUACUUAAAUAAUAUUUUUAAUUAAGAUGUAAAAGCGGCCAAUUGCGCUGGUGGAGCUGCAAAUGCGGUAAGACUUAAUCCUUCCACAAAAUAUAUUGUAAUCAAAUCGAUUGUGCAUAAUAAAUAUACCUAUUUAUAUA